Tachysurus vachellii is the source of this 2702-nucleotide messenger RNA. RefSeq names its product unc-93 homolog A (gene unc93a). The record is from RefSeq and is a predicted model, not a curated record. Bases 119 to 1534 code for a protein of 471 amino acids. Lineage: Eukaryota; Metazoa; Chordata; Actinopteri; Siluriformes; Bagridae. The transcript has 8 exons.
AACAGGCUGCUAUAUGAAGUGACAGGAAAUCUGAUAUACGGCAGUCUGAAACUUUUCUCCUGAGCUUCUGACAUUUUGUCGAUUUAUCUCUCUUUAUUUGUGUACCUACAGGAAAAAAAUGAUAAGCCGAAAUACCAAAAAUGUGCUUGUGGUGUCGUUUGGAUUUUUGUUCUUGUUUACAGCGUAUGGAGGACUGCAGAGUCUGCAGAGCAGUCUAAAUGCAGAGGAAGGAAUGGGUGUUAUCUCUCUGAGCGUCAUCUACGGAACCAUCAUUCUGUCCUCCAUGUUUCUGCCCCCCAUCAUGAUAAAGAACCUGGGCUGUAAAUGGACCAUCUUCAUCUGCAUGGCCUGCUACAUCAGCUAUUCCUUUGGAAAUCUCUUCCCUGGAUGGCCGAGUCUGAUUGCCACAUCUGCUAUUCUGGGUUUGGGAGGCUCUCCGCUUUGGUCUGCUAAAUGCACGUACCUCACCAUCACUGGGAACAGACAGGCAGAGAAAGAAAACAAGAAAGGUCAGGAUGUCAUAAACCAAUACUUUGGGAUGUUCUUCCUUAUCUUCCAGUCGUCUGCCGUGUGGGGAAACCUCAUGUCAUCACUUAUAUUCCAACAGGAUGCUAGCGCAGCUGAAAUUCCUGAGGACAGGCUGCAGUUCUGUGGUGCUGCUCUGUGCAAUGAGAACUUCACUACCACGGGGAACUUCACACGGCCAGAGCAGAACCUCGUCAACAUACUGAUGGGCUGCUAUAUUGGUGUCGGGGUUCUAGCGAUGAUCCUUGUGGCAGUUUUCCUGGACAACAUUGAUGGAGAAGAAGCAAAGAAUUUUCGGAAAAACAUAGGCAACCAAAAUUUCUGCAGUACCUUCCUGGCCACAUUCAGUCUUCUAAGAGAUAAAAGGCUGUUGAUGCUCAUUCCUUUGACUAUGUACAGUGGAUUCGAGCAAAGCUUCCUCGCUGGCGAAUACACCAAGAAUUACGUAACUUGCGCAUUGGGAAUCCAUUAUGUUGGAUUUGUGAUGAUCUGCUUCGGGGCUGUGAAUUCGCUGAGCUCCUACUUGUUCGGGAAGCUUGCGCAGUACACCGGGAGAAUCGCUCUCUUUUGCCUAGCCGCUGUGAUAAACCUAAGUUGUGUGAUAGCUCUGCUGUUCUGGAGGCCUCAUCCGGACCAGCUGCCCGUCUUCUUCGUGUUUCCUGCUCUCUGGGGCAUGGCAGAUGCUGUGUGGCAAACACAAACCAACGCGCUGUACGGCACGCUGUUCCCUGACCACAAGGAAGCAGCGUUUGCUAAUUAUCGCAUGUGGGAGUCUCUGGGCUUCGUGAUCGCCUUCGCGUACAGCACAUACAUCUGUCUGUCCACCAAACUCUACAUCCUCAUCGCGGUCCUUCUUCUGAACAUGCUGACGUACUUCUGGGUGGAGUAUAACGAGUACCGUCAUCCUACUGCAGCGCUGAAACACAGCACGGACAAGCUGGACGAGAUGAACCUGAAAGACACAGACACAGAGAAAUACCAGAAGAUUAUUUGUCAGACAAAAAUAUAGUGAAAGAUACUUAAUUUUUAUUUGAUUUUAUUGUAUUUUUUUUUUUUAAGGUCGUGGAUGGCAGAGAUGGGGGACUCGAGACAUAUGACUUGACUCGAGUCAGACUUAAGUCACACAUUUGAGACUUGAGACUGCUUGACAAAUAUUAAAAAAAGACUCGACUUGACUUUGACUUGACUUUCAUGACUUGAGACUUGACUCAGACUUGAGUUAAAUGAUUCAGAGAUGGGGGAUUCGACUUGACUCGAGUCAGACUUGAGUCGCAAAUUUGAGACUUGAGACUUGCUUGACAAAUAUUUAAAAAGACUCGACUUGACUUUGACUUGACAUUCAUGACUUGAGACUUGUGACUUGCACAUGUGUGACUUACUCCCACCUCUGGUGGAUGGUCAGUGUGUCUCAAAAAUGCAUGGUGGCUUCUUUUAUAAUUUAGUAAUAGAUAUGCCAAUAAAUUAAACAUUAUUAUAGAAAGUUUAUGUAUAAACUGGAUCAUGUUUUUUUCUUAUUCUGAAGUGAAAUGAUCGCUGAUGAUGUUUGGAAUUUUCACAUGAAUUUUCACAUAUUUGAAAUGAUUCGCUUUCACGUAAAAAUCCAUACAAGUCAGUAAAUAUAACGCAAUCAUGAAAAUCCAGUAUAAAAAAACUGUUAUAAUAUUAUGUAUAUUAUACAUUGAAUAUUUCUUGUCUGAAACCUGUGUUAUUCUAUUUGCAGGUCAAUUAUGUCACAUUACCUCCAGUUAUUUACUGGUCAUUGGCUAAUUGGUAGCCAUCAGUGUCCAUUACUAAUAUAAUAGAAUUAUAAUAGAAAGUUUUAUUAUAGUUUAUAAUAGAAAACUAAAGAAGCCAAAUUAGGAUGACAUUUCUACAGUAUUUUGUAAUAUUUGUCCUGCAGUGUAACCGAAAGGCUUUUGUAUAUAUAUAAAUGUUUAUAACAUGCUUUCAUAAUUAAUCGAGUUAAACCUUCACAGAUUUAAAAUUAACAUUUUUGUUUUGGUUGGAAAUGUUUUAUUUUAAAUCAUAUUUAAAAUGGGAACUAUUUUAAUUGUACUUUGAUGUUGGGAUUGUGUUGUGGGGUUUAAGGUUGUAGGUCUGGUGAUAAAUCCAAUAAGACCACUUUUUAACUAGAGUGAAGCCUUUUAGUUCAGAAAUAAAAAAAAUUUUUAAAGAUG